Mizuhopecten yessoensis (Yesso scallop) is the source of this 3130-nucleotide messenger RNA. RefSeq lists its product as uncharacterized. Lineage: Eukaryota; Metazoa; Mollusca; Bivalvia; Pectinida; Pectinidae. The transcript is spliced from 4 exons. The record is from RefSeq and is a predicted model, not a curated record. The coding region runs from base 949 to 2499 and encodes 516 amino acids.
UGUUUGGCCUCCUUCUCUGAGGUCGGACCAGCUUUUGAAAGUGAAGAACAUGUUUAAAAUUUUGGAUCAUUCAUGGUUAUGGUGAUUAAUGUAAAGUAGAAUGUGUUUCGGCAGUUUAUAAUAUAAAGGGAGUAUAACUAAGCAAUCCUAUGGAAGUAACUGUAACGGAAAGACAAUGACAGAUAGAAUGGCGCGACAACAGGGCACUGCUUCUGUGUAGAGAAUGUACCAUGUCUGUUGCCACGUGAGCACGCGCCACAGACUAGUAACAUGUACCUGCCUCAUCACAAUGUAACAGCAAGAUGCUGGAUUCAGUCUCCGCAACAACUCCCGUGGACACGUACCACACACGCGCCUCAGUUCCUCUGCGUGCUGCGCCCUUCGUUCGACGAUUGAGAGUGCAAGCCAUGUACAUAACACUAAUUUAAAUGGACAUCUAUUACAUGUGUGAUUUGUUGGAUUCGGAAUUCUUCUAAGGAAUGGAUUACUAGGUUGUGUGCUCAUUUAAUACCUAAUAUGGAUGUCAGGGGAAAUGUGUAUAUAUAAACGUGACAAAGUCCCGUUUGGAGGAUUGCGCAGAAAGUGGAUUCACCAGUGUGUUAAUUACUGCGACGAUUCUUUUUGGAGUUCUUGAUAAGAAGAAAACUGGGAUUAACAUGAUAUCAAUGCAAGUUUGGAAGCCAGGGCAGCCAUUAAAUAUUUACAGUACCCAUGAAGAGAAGAUUGUGUUUUCACGUCGUCGGUGUCUCCUGGUAUAAAACUCUUCUGGAGAGGAUGAUAACUUAUGCAAAGUGUAGCCCCAUUAGUCAAUAGAGGCGUUACUGGACAAGGCUAUCAAUUUCGCCAAAUGUCAAGAAAAGUCUACGUCCCUUGUCCUCUUGGCUCAAUGAAUAGGAAACACAGGUGGAACAAAAAGCGUCUGCAUGAAGCAGAUGUGUAAUUUGAGUCAUGUUUGUGCCCCGUGCGCAUGUGUACCUUGAAAGGCCAAAUAAAAAGAGCUGGUUUUCUGGCGCGUCCCGGCCAAAGAGUAGUCAACCGAAACACAAGGUAAACUUAGUGGAGUAUGUACGAAUGCCAUGCCUCAUCCCAACGUUUGUUGGAACUAUUGUGGGCUUUAUGAUAAUAUGUGGUGGAACAGUUUUAUGUUUAAUGGGUUAUAACCCAGGGAAAUUUCUAGGAUACUCAGCAAAAACAACGAAUAUUUUAAAUCCUAAUAUAUCAUCAGCCAACAUCACCGAACCUACCUUACUUGUCAGCACAGCACCCGAGAUACCUAAUCUCAAAGUGUUAACAUACAUAGGCCCAGUAUUCAUGGGAAUUGGUUUCUUUGUCAUGAUGGUAGCUGUUGUUCUUUAUUGUGAAAUUAAGGACAAAUAUGUGACACAUAUUCUCCCGGACCGGGACGUCAAGCAACUUAGAAAAGACGAAUUAUAUGAUAUGAUCAUAAGUGAAUUUCGGAAAAAUUAUUUUCGGGGAAUUGAAGUACCGUUAAAACCAAAAACUGAUCUAAAAGAAAAUCCGAUAGAGAAGGAAUUACCGACAUUGUUCAAAGCACUCAGUAUUAGCACACCAGCGUUGCUGAUUACACCGGAAAUGCAGCGGAAAUGGCGGGAUAGGGACAGAGUUAUGUCAAUAUCAGUGCCAAUCAGUGCAAAACAGGUCGAACGGGUGCGAGUAGUGCCCAUAGCAGUUACACGGAGGGAAUCAUGGCUCAAGACGUCUUCCCUUCCAAAUAUACGUCCGAAAGGUGCCAUCAGAGAGGCAAUGCGCGCAUCGAAAAAAAGCAAGUCUCAAUUUGUAAACCAUAGAGAAAUAUCGAAGAGUUUUCAGGAAAACAUAAGUAAUUUGACUACGACAAAAGAGGGUCCAGGAUGUGAUAAUCCUGCUUUUAGGGACUCGCCUACUGAAACAAUUAAAUUGACACAAAUAGGGCCAAUACUUUCCCCAGAUUCGCCUGUAUUCUCGCACGGGACACAUCUUACGAAGGUACAGGUACACAUGGAAGCAUCUCAGCAGGACAAUAUGCAAGACUACAACAGUGCGGAUGCAAGAGGGUACACAUUGCGGAGGGAUUCUAUUCAGGAAGACCCAUGUGAACAGCAGCAGGAUGUGAGUGAUUCGCCGGAUGCACACAUACCACAGGGUUAUAGGUGUAGUUCACCGGAUGCAUGUUCUGUGGUAAUAGACGCUGAUGUAUCUCCAGAAGACGUUGUGAUAGAUUGUGAUUCGAAGGAAUUGUUAUUAGGUAAACCCGCAAAACAUGAAUUGACGCGUGUGAAAUCUUUGUAUAAUCUAUCGGAAGGACGUGAUUACAAGGUAGACCCCGGGCAGGUAGGGCCAUACAAAACGUGUAUCGGUAUAUUUAGGAGCGAAUCGUGUCUAGAUCAGCUACGUAAUCAUUAUGUAGAUGUAGACGAUGACGCAAGUUCAGAUGACUCAUUAACCUUAACAGAUGAUGUCAUGAAAUACUUUGACAAAACAGAUUUGCUACCGGUAUAGUGUCCACCAUUCCAACACAUCACUUUUUUUAUGUCCGUCAUUUUGUCGUUGUCAUUUGUAAAUAUGAUUUUCUUUUUUACGUAUUUUGAUAUUGUUACUUGUGUAUAUAUGUAAGAUACCUGGGUGUAAAAGAACGAUGUCUUUCUUCGGGUGUAGUAAAAAUAUAUAAGGAAAUUUUGACUUUUUAUACGAAAUAAAAUACGGUUAAUGGUUUGUGUAUUCUCCUAAUUAUGUAUUGUGUUUUAUCACAAAUAACUGAUAUUUCUAGUACUAUUCCAUACUGAGUAUGUAUGUUAUACAACGUAACUGAUCGUGCUCUCUGUAAAGAUUAAGAAAACUCUUGAUGUGUUCCGAGUGUCAUAUUUUUCUACACCUCAACAUUCCGUCGUACCUCAAACAAGUGCAUUAAUAGCUUAAGUUAGGAAUGUUUUGUCCCUCUUCAGUUUAACGUGUCUAGUAUUACAUGAUACCGGAAGUACCCGAGUAUAUUGUCAUAUUUGUACCUUUUGUCAACGAACCAUCAUCGUUUUUGUAGAUUUAUAUAUAUAUACCACGUUGAUUCGUAGUGGAUUUGUUACGGAAUAUGCACGUUGAUCAUGUAUGUAACAAGAAUUUAAUACAGCUAACAUGU